UAUUCUCAAUAUCUAGGAAAGUAACUGACUCAGUUAAUGUUUGUAAAAGAGGGGAGGGUAGACGUAAGGAAGAGGUUAUUAUUUCUAGAAUGAGGAUUGGUCACACGUUGCUGAACAGCACUUUAUUUAUUUUAGGAAAACACCAGAGUGGCUUGUGUUCAUGUCAGGAACCUGAGACAGUGCAUCAUGUUUUGAUUUCUUGUAGAAAUUAUGACCGACAAAGACAAGAUCUACUCAGAGAAUUGCGAGAAAUUGGUUUGGAAGAAGUAUCUCUGAAAAGUAUUUUAGAAGUAGGGUCAAGCGGGAGGGGAAAACGUUGUUUGUUUUUUAAUAGUCACUGGGCUGUAUAACAGGAUAUAGUGCACUACGGUGCUAGUUCCAUAGAUGGCAGCAAUGCAACUUUUUGCAUGCCGGCUGCCGUAAAAUCCCAAAGAAGAAGAAGAAGAAGUUGUUGAAAAUAUGACAUAUGUUUUAACCAUACAUCCAUGGUUUUAAAGCUCAUAGGUCGGAUAUUGACUGUUUAACGAGGUUGCAGGGUGUCAUCAUGUGAAGAUGUCUUCAUUAGUGGCCUAUGAGGAUUCAGAAUCAGAGGAUGAUUAUCUUGAUCAAACGGAAGAGGGAGCAUCAGUUUCUGUCCAAGCUGGAAUUCGUGAACAAAACCAAGAAGUCAGGAUGUGUAAUUUCUCUGAGGUAAUGAGCCCUCACAGCUUCACUCCUGCCCAUGACAGGUCAGUUUUGGAAUAUCAUGGAGAUGUCUCAGAAAGAAGCAGUUCUUCACUACACCCACAUUCACAGCCACAGAGCUGUUCUGACUGGGAAAGAAAAUAUCGCAGUGACAGGGCAGCACAAGAAAAACAUUUUAGAGAUACUGCAGCUCCUCUGAGUUUACCUGCGAUUCAGGAGAAGAUCUCACUAUUGCAGACCAUACCUCCUAUACCACAAAGUUUUAGUGAUGGGUUGAACUCAGCAAAGAGACAUCACUCUGGUGUCAGACCGUACAUCCCCAAGAGACAGAGACUUGCCACUUUAGUAGAGACAGUGGACCCAAAGUACCCAGCAGAGCAAGUCCCAGGGAAUCAGACCAGGGAAAGCCAAAUUCUUUCCGACGUGUCGGCGAGAGUAAAGCCUCAUCUUGCCCACAAGCCCGGCGCUGCAGGGAUACCGAGGAGGCUUCUGAUGAACCUGGGAGGCCACCAGGGUCCAGUCAACACAGUGCAAUGGUGUCCUGUGCCUCAUCUCAGUCAUCUGCUGCUGUCUGCCUCCAUGGACAAGACUUUCAAGGAAAGAUGUUCCAUUCUUGAGGAAUCAUUGAAUGCAUCACCUGCAAAGGUGUGGGAUGGAGCAGAAAGCGGGAGAUGCCUGAGGGUUUACACCUGCCAUUCGGGAGCUGUGCGUGAUGCCUGUUGGACCCCCUGCGGGCGUCACCUUCUCACUGGCUCCUUUGACAACACGGCUGUGAUCACAGACGUAGAGACGGGGCAGCAGGUAGUGAAAUUGGACAACCAGUUCAAAGUUAUGUGUGUGGUCCUGCAUCCCAGCAACCCAGACGUAUUCCUGUGCGGAGGUUACAGUUCAGUGGUCAAGGCCUGGGACUCUCGCAGCUGCAAGGUGGUGAAAAUGUACAAAGCAGGGAUCCAGCAGACCCUGGACAUCCUGUUUCUGAAAGGUGGUGUGGACUUUAUAACGAGUUCUGACUGCGUGAGUAGAGACUCUGCCGACCGCACCCUUAUCGCCUGGGACUACCAGACCACAGCCAAGGUCUCCAACCAGAUCUACCAGGAGCGGUACACGUGUCCCAGCCUGGCUGUCCACCCACUGGAGGAGUCCUUUGUUGCCCAGACUAACGGGGACUACAUGGCGGUGUUCUCCUCCCAGCAGCCCUAUAGAAUGAACAAGAGGCGGCGAUACGAAGGACACAAGGUGGAGGGAUACGCAGUGCAGUGUGAGUUUUCUCUGGAUGGAACUAUCCUGGCCUCAGGAAGCUCCACCGGCUCCGCUCACUUCUACGAUUACCACAGCGUUCGUAUGCUGCACACUCUUCACGCCCACAGCCAGCCUUGCCUGUGUGUUUCUCAGCAUCCCGUCCUGCCUGCCACUGCGGCCACCUGCGACUGGGCUGGUGAGAUCAAGGUCUGGCACUAAGGCCUCUGAAUGAACAAUAUGGACUAAAAAAGGCCAAGAGAAGAUUAUACUUAACUGAAAAAUAAUGUGCACAUCCAUCUUCAAGACUGUAUCUCCCAUAAUCUCUUGGCAUAAGAUGAUAAGAACUUGGCAAAUAAUGCUGGAUGUCAGCAAAUCUGCUAUCUACUGAUGCCUUUGAAAAAAAUGUUUUGUGUGUAUCUUGUAAUGUUCUCACAUUAUUUUAAAAAAACACCCACAUCACUUCCAUUGAUAUUAACUUCUCUAUUGUGUAAAUGUUAUUGCAAGCAUGUUUUUCAUAUUUGGCCCAUCUUCAGGGAAAUCGGUGAAUGAUGCGCUGGAUUAGAUAAAACAGAGUGAACUAUUCUUAUGAGUUUUUAUUCUAAAGUGGUAGGUGGUGGAAAAGCAGUCUAUGUGCACACACACACACACACACACACACACACACACACACACACAAAACCUAAAUGCUUUUAUAGUCAGCUUUCCAUUCCAAAAACAGCAAGAGACUUCAUCAUCAUGUUCUUGUCAAAAAAGAAAAGUAAAAAAAAUCUCUUUGGGCAUUUUCUAAUCAGUAGUGUUUUUCAUUCCACAUUUUGCAUACGCAUCACUUUCCUCUAUGCCUUUUUGUUCUCAUUGCUCUGAUAUGACAUUUUAUUUUCACACUGACAGCAUAAAGCAUCACAUAGAGAGAACCAGAGAACUAAAGAAAAUACGCAGACAUCUGUCAAAACAUUGCCAGGUUCUUCCCAAAUCCUGCCCGUCAACAACAGAGCAGUGAGGUGCAGGCAAAUGCUGGUGAGUUUAUUCAGUAUCUAGCAGAGGAGUCCUUAAAAUACAACUUUGCUGUUUGGCGCCCAAGGAAAUUCCAAUGGAUCAGUACUUUUUCUAGCCCGUGGCGUUGUUUAUACUGUAUAUUAGUUUAACUGACAUUGUUAUUGUCUUAAAGGACCACCAAGCAAUUUGUGAAGCCAAAUGAUAAUUUGCACGUGCUAAAUGGGGAAAGCUACUGCUGUUUGUAGUCGUCUUUCUGUUUUUUUUUUGCUGGCUAGCAAGUCAGAUACUGAAGAUCAUUAAUGUUUAAACAAAUUAGAGAUAAUGAAACAAAAUGGCCUCUAAAUACCAAAGAAUAAAGUUCAAGACCAACAACGGCAGAAAACCACGGUGAACUUUGGAGGGCCUCUUUAGAAAAGACAUGUUUGAAGAUUGUGUUGCCUCGUUGAUGUUCAACGGGUAAGUAACUAAACUUUUAACUUGACACAUAAAUCUUCACCAUUAUGCUAAUAGAUGUCUGUUUAGUGUUUAAACUGUCACAUUGGGUGUUUAAGACAGUGGGGAAGAAUCUUUAGGUCACCAGAUUAAAAAAAAUUAAUAAAAAAUAAGUUGAAAUCAACAAAAUUCAACAGACACCUUUCCUAAGAAGAGUUGGGCAAUGGCAAAAGACCAGCAUAACAAAAUAAAAUAAAACAACCGAAAACCUGAACGAAACUCUUAGUGCCAGUCAGAACAUUUCCCCAUGAGAUAAAUAAACCUUAAUUGUGGCCUCACAAUGCUGAAUAAUGUAUAAAGAAUACAGAGGAGUGUCUACAAUCAGUUAAGGAAGUCAAUUUGAAUCGCGACAAAUGCAUCAAGAAGGUCGAAAACUAUCCGCACUGCAGAUCAAAACAUCUCUAGGAUCUUAAGGAUUUACAUUUCUUGAAAUAAGUAAUGUAAAACAACAAAGGUCAUGAUGUAUUUCCCAACACUCAUCUUUAUUAAGUAAAUAAACAUACAGCAAAAAUAUAUAACCAUGCAUCAGACGGACAAAUAUGUUGACAUUUAAACAGCUGGCCUGUUGUUCCUGGAACAAGGCUGGAGGUAGAACAGGACAGAACCGCUUCAGCCUCUUCAUUCAGGGUCAAAACAUUCGAUAAAUAUAACAUCAACUGAAACUGGAUAAAAAAUAGUCAAAGUGUAAUAACAAUUGUAUAUGUAGUAUCUAUAUUUCUUUUCAUACAUUAUGUCCGCAACAAAAAUACAAUAUAUCCUCUUACUCCCUCUGUACAUUGAUUACAUUUAAUUCCAAACCUUUUUAACCCUUUAGAUGUUUAUUGUACCAAAUAAGAAUAUGAUUGGAGACUUUGUGUGUCAUGUGUGCAAUUUCACUUUCAUAACAUGCCAAGGUCAAAAAGAAGAGUGAGUUUUUAAAUC
Messenger RNA from Sander lucioperca (pikeperch), 4329 nucleotides. It is a transcript of the gene wdr25, whose product is annotated as WD repeat domain 25. The transcript has 8 exons. Bases 553 to 2142 code for a protein of 529 amino acids. Lineage: Eukaryota; Metazoa; Chordata; Actinopteri; Perciformes; Percidae. Gene Ontology annotation, molecular function: protein binding. The record is from RefSeq and is a predicted model, not a curated record.